AUGGCUUCCAAACGUCGUAAAGGCUCCUCCUCGCGUGGUAAUUUUAAGAAGCAGAAAUCAACAACUUCAGAGUCAGACCACCUCUCCAACAUUGAUUUCCUCAGCAACUCAGCAUCCCGAUUCUUGCAACAAGAUAUUGACUCAUUGAGAGUGAAGUUUCAAGGAGCCUCAGGCAAAUUUAGUGUUAUUCCUAGAAAUGCUGGAACAGCUGAAACAAAAACUGACUCUCUGGUGGAUGACCUGCUAUGCAUUGUUGAGCUAAAUGAAUGGCCUACAUGGAUUGAGAAUCACCCACUGUUGAGAUUGUUCAUUAAAGGCCAACCUCAUGUCUCAGCAGACCCAGCAUUUGUUAUUAAUACGAGAUCAACAACAUAUGCACAUGACUGUAUGCGCGAUAAACACAUAAGAAAAUUUAGGCCGGAAACUGGUUUUGGCGAAGUGCAGAUCGCUGCAGAAAUGCUUGCGUGUGGAUCUGAAAACAUAGGUGCCGCCCGUGCAGUAAUAGAUCAAAUUAUAUUUGGUGUCCGCGUCAUUUCGACAUACGUCACAUUCUACAAAGCUGAAAUUCGUGGAGGAUAUUGGACAGAACUUUCCAAUGGUUUACCAACGCAGCAUUCAGUCGUGAUCAAAAGGUGGCCUCCGGCUAAUACCGAUCAGAGUGAUUUGAACCUUGCAGAUCCGGCUGAGAUUAAACCUUAUUUAUACUAUAGGGGGAGAUGGGUUGCAUAUAAAGAUGUACAGCGCUUUGAAGGAGCCUUAUCGGGUGUCAAUGAAGAAGUUGCUAUUGGAAUUAUGGUAGCCCGAUCCAAGAAAAGGUAUAUUUCUCUUGGACCGAAAAAAGAAGUCAUUAAUACAGAAAUGCUUACAUUACAAGAGGACACUAAAAUGUUCACCCGAAUGCUCGACGAUAAACAGCAAAAAGAGCCAAAGAAUAACAUCAUCUUAACAGACGAGCAUGACUUACAAGUCCCGCCCGAUAUAUAA
This is a messenger RNA of Paraglomus occultum, 984 nucleotides long. The record is from the annotation of a GenBank genome assembly. NCBI's taxonomy places the organism in Eukaryota, Fungi, Glomeromycota, Glomeromycetes, Paraglomerales, Paraglomeraceae.